GUAAAAAUUUGGGCUUAUAAAUUGGGUUGCGACAAGGGCAUCACUCAAUCUCUUGCUUCAUUCCAAAACAGAGAUUUCCUACAAAACAUAUAGAUAAAGAUUAAAAAAGAAAAGAAAAGAAAAGAGAGAGCUUUCUUUGCUUCAAGAAUAUACGAUUCCCAUCUUGUCUCAAUUUUCAGGAGUUCUGCUAAAGGAAAAGAGCUUGUUCAAGGAGUUUUUAAAUAUAAGUUCAUAGUUUCCUUGGAACUUUUUUGAAUUUAAUUUGGUGGAUGUUGAGAAAUUGAAGAUGGGGGAUCACUUUGUGUUGCUGGUGGAUCGUUUGCUCACAGAGUCCACGUUAGAAGCUGCAAUUGAGAGCAGAAACCGGUCCAUGCAAGCUACAUCCUCAGCAGUUGAUGAGAAGAAAAUCGAUAACCCUUCCAAGAAGGUGGAUUAUGGAAAUAUAUCAUCUCCCGGGAAAUUGGUGGAAUGCAGGAUAUGCCAGGAUGAAGAUGAGGAUUCAAAUAUGGAGACGCCCUGCUCUUGCUGUGGCAGCUUGAAGUAUGCCCACCGCAAGUGUGUACAGAGGUGGUGUGAUGAGAAGGGUGACACCACAUGUGAGAUAUGCCACCAGCAAUUUAACCCUGGUUAUACUGCUCCUCCACCGCUGUUUCAACUCGGGCGUGUUCCAAUGAACUUCAGGGGAAAUUGGGAGAUAUCUAGAAGGAACUUGAAUAGUAGUCCCCGCAUUAUAGCAAUGGUUUCAACUAACCCUAAUUUCCUGAAUCCUGACUAUGAUGAGUACUCAGCUACUACUACAAGAAGUUUGAUAUGUUGCCGUUCAGUUGCUUUCAUCUUUAUGGUUCUUCUGACUUUACGGCAUACGCUUCCCCUCAUAAUAAAUGGAAACAAUGAGUACUCUUUCCCACUGUCUAUUUUGCUACUUCUACGAACUGCUGGGAUUGUUCUUCCAAUCUAUGUCAUAGUGAGAGCAGUAACUUCUCUUCAGCGACGCCGACAUCCACCAGAGCCUUCCAUUUCAUCAUUAACUUCAUCAGAUGAUGAUGAAACUGAGCAUUCAACACAGCAGCCCCAGCCUCAUAUGAUUCAUGUACAGGUUUAGCCGGUGCAAAUGGAAGCGAUGGCGUCGACUUGUUUAGCCAUAUCUACCAAUCUUUAUAUAGUUCUUGUUUCAAGGAGAAUACUAGAAAUCAGUUCAAGAAAUGAAAAGAAAAAUGGAAAUUGGGAUCUUGGACAAGUGUGGAGGAAUUCUAGUCCCUUGUUUCACAUUGUUUGAAUACCUUAUACAGCCAGAAAAGUAUCCCAGUGUAUAAACCAAAAAAUAUACCAGAAAAGAAAAAGGAAAAAACAAGCCAAGCUAUUAAAGGUGAAGUACUUGUAUAUGUCUAACUGUAAAUACCAAGUUUGCAUUUAUGGCCAAUACUGUAUUGAUUAUUGAAUAGAUGCAUGUUAAUGGAGCAAGAGAA
Corylus avellana is the source of this 1466-nucleotide messenger RNA. Its product is annotated as RING/FYVE/PHD zinc finger superfamily protein. Gene Ontology annotation, molecular function: zinc ion binding; ubiquitin-protein transferase activity. Gene Ontology annotation, biological process: protein ubiquitination. Lineage: Eukaryota; Viridiplantae; Streptophyta; Magnoliopsida; Fagales; Betulaceae. The record is from RefSeq and is a predicted model, not a curated record. Gene Ontology annotation, cellular component: membrane.